Messenger RNA from Dendrobium catenatum, 612 nucleotides. Its product is annotated as glutamate dehydrogenase 2-like. The record is from RefSeq and is a predicted model, not a curated record. Gene Ontology annotation, biological process: L-glutamate catabolic process. The annotation marks the transcript as partial. The transcript is spliced from 4 exons. Lineage: Eukaryota; Viridiplantae; Streptophyta; Magnoliopsida; Asparagales; Orchidaceae. Gene Ontology annotation, molecular function: L-glutamate dehydrogenase (NAD+) activity. Gene Ontology annotation, cellular component: mitochondrion.
UUUGUACUUCAGGGGUUUGGUAACGUAGGCUCAUGGGCUGCAAAACUCAUUCAUGAGUGUGGUGGAAAGGUCAUUGCCAUAUGUGAUGUGUCUGGAGCAAUAGAAAAUCCAAACGGCAUAAAUAUCGAAGAAUUACAGAAGCACAUAGCUUCUGGUGGUAAUUUAAAGGAUUUCAAUGGUGGAAAUGUCAUGGAUCCCAAUGAGUUACUUAUACAUGAAUGUGAUGUUCUCAUUCCUUGUGCCCUGGGUGGAGUCCUCAACAGGGAAAAUGCUGCUGCUGUAAAAGCCAAAUACAUAAUUGAAGCCGCUAAUCAUCCUACUGACCCUGAAGCAGAUAAGAUAUUCUCAGAGAAAGGAGUGCUCGUAUUGCCAGAUAUCUAUGCUAAUGCAGGUGGUGUGACCGUGAGCUACUUCGAGUGGGUUCAGAAUAUUCAAGGAUUCUUGUGGGAUGAAGAGAAGGUGAAUCUGGAGCUCAAAAGAUAUAUGAGGACUGCAUUCAAGAACAUCAAGGACAUGUGUAGAUCUCAUGAUUGCAAUCUUAGGAUGGGAGCUUUCACUUUGGGAGUGAAUCGCGUUGCCCGGGCCGCCGCCUUGCGUGGAUGGGAAGCUUAG